AUAAAGAGACAGUUUAAAUCAUCUCAUUGUUCCUAAUCACGCGUGAUUACACACAGGGGAAUUUUAUCUAUGGGAGUGAAUACAUACAGUGGUUAAGGAACAAUGGACAAUGAGAUGGAAAAUAAUAUGUUUGGUAUGUCUUCAUCAUCAUCAACGAAGAAUGACACACAAAAGAAUGCAAAUUUCCCACUCUACAUUUGCAAUUUGCCACUUAGUUUUGAUGAUACUCAGUUGGAAGACUCAUUUCGCCAGGCUGGAAAUGUAAUUUCUGUUAAAUGUUUUCCUCCAAAGGGAAAUAGAAAUACCAAAAUAGCGUUUGUCAUCUUUGCUUCUGAAGAAGAAGCAGAGAAAGCCAUUUUGAUGUUUAAUGGAAUGAAUAUUGAAAACCAGACAUUGAGAGUAGAAUACACCAAAUCUUAUAAAGAAAGAGGCCAAAAUCUUGGUUCAAGUAGGCAACGGCGUACUCCUGCACCAAAUGCUUCAUAUGGACUUGGCCGUGGUAUACGUCAGGAAUACAACAAUUCCACAAGAAGUCCUGGGUCUUCCGGCAAUGGGAGAAUGCAGGACUCUUUUGCAAAUACUCCAUUUGUUGAAUCUGCAUCACUGUCAAAUGGGCAUGGAAAAUACAAUGGUUUUCAUGAAGACUCCUCUCUUGGUUUAAACCAAACCUCAAAUGUCGGUUCUAUGAUGAACAAUUUUACUUCAAUGCACAUUACAGAUCAUCAUGCAAAUGCAGAGCAUUCGCAGUUCGAUCAACCAACUUCACAUCACAUGUACAAUGAUGAUUUUGGUCAACAUAAGAAAUAUGAUAAAAAUUUGGUGUAUCAAAACCAGGCAAAUGAUCAGAACCAUGCAUACAAUAUGAACGGUGUAAAUGAUCAAAACAAUGCAUACAAUCUAAACCAAGCAUAUGACCAGAAUCAAGCAUAUGACCAGAAUCAAGCCUAUGGUCUAAGUCAAGUGCAUGAUCAGAAUCAGCUUUUCAAUCCAAAUCAAGGUUCUAAUGAAAAUCAGACUUUUGAACACAAUCAAGCAUAUGAUCAAAAUGUGGUUAAUGAUCAAAAUCAGGGGUAUAGCCAAAACCAGGAGUACGACCAGAUCCAAGGGUAUGACCAGAAUAAGGCAUAUGGUCAAAAUCAAGGAUAUGAUGAAAAUCAGGGAUACCACCAGAAUCAAGGAUAUGGCCAAAAUCAGGAAUAUGACCAGAAUCAGGGAUAUAACCAGGAUCAGGGAUAUGAUCAGAAUCAAGGAUAUAACCAGGAUUCAGGAUAUGAUCAGAAUCAGGGUUAUAACCAGGAUCCGGGAUAUGAUCAGAAUCACGUAUACAAUCAGAAUCAAGGAUAUGAUCAGAAUCAGGGAUUUGGCCAAAAUCAGGGAUAUAAUCAAAAUCUGGGCUAUGGACUGAAUCAAGAGCAUAGUCAAAAUCAGAAAAAUGAACAAAAUACAUUGCAAAAUCAAAAUGGAAGUGCUUCAAAUCAAUCCUAUGGAAUGACUCAACAGCAUUACCAAAAUCACAGAUAUGGACAUCAACAGACAUUACAUAAUAGCUACCAGAAUCAAGAUCAGAUUCAAACCCAGAGCGAGUCAAUUAGCCCAGUUCAAAAGCAGGAACAGUCAUUUGGCGAUAACCAGUUUCCUAGUCAAAGUACUAAUCCUCUUGACCUGACAUCAACUAAUAACUCAAAACCAGUGGCUCCCAUCCAACGUCAUUCAAUCAAAACAAAUUUAACGUUUCAAAUCGUUUACCUCGAUCAGAGUAUGGCUUUGCUGGCAAUAACGGUGGAGGAGAUCGCUUUGGAAGACAUGAAGAGAAGAGUCAUUUUUCCCGAGAAUCUUCGAAUUUCAAUCAAGAGAUGGCCAAAAGGGAGUAACGAACGGGACGUGAGUACCAAUGCAAGGAAACUCCCUACAGAAAAAAAAGAACAGUCUAUAAAAGCUGACCAGGUACACGGAGGAACUUGCCCGCGACCGGCGUCUAGAAUAGAUUACGUUCCUCCGCCCAUGCCUGAAGAUGUUGACAUGUUGUUCAAAACCGCUGUUCACAAAGGCAUUAAUUUUGAUCGAUUCGAUAAUAUACCUGUUGAGGUUACCGGAAAUGCGCCACCUGGUGCCAUUCAGACGUUUGACGAAUUAUUGUUGCCGGAUACGCUAAAGGCAAAUCUAGCUAGAGCGGAAUUCACCAAACCCACGCCAGUUCAAAAACAUGCUAUGCCUGCCAUCCUCAAGGGACGUGAUGUCAUGGCUUGCGCACAAACGGGUUCCGGAAAAACUGUUGCCUUCAUGCUACCAGUGAUGGCGGGCAUGGUGUACAAUCGAUUGGCCGAGACCACAUACCUUGGCGGAAAUGCUCCUUGUCCUGCCGCAUUAUGCGUUGCCCCAACAAGAGAAUUGGCUCUCCAAAUCUUUACUGAAGCUUUAAAAUUCUCGUAUGGCACUUACCUCCGACCAGUUGUAUGUUAUGGUGGUGUCAGCGUUGGCUAUCAACUGUCGCAGCUUGAACGAGGCUGUCACAUUCUUAUUGGCACACCUGGUCGAUUGCUUGACUUUGUCGGAAGAGAUAGAGUUAGCUUCAACAACGUUCGAUAUCUUAUUCUGGAUGAAGCCGAUCGCAUGCUUGAUAUGGGUUUUGAAGAUGACAUGAGAAAGAUCAUUACUCAGUGUGGAAUGCCGGAGAAGUCGCAGCGUCAAACAUUAAUGUUCAGUGCGACAUUUCCUGAUAGAAUACAAAAGUUAGCUGCGGAAUUCCUCAACGAUUACCUAUUCUUAGCUGUUGGUAGCGUCGGUGGUAGUAACUUGGACAUCAAGCAAGAAGUCCUAGACGUAGAGGGAAGCCAGAAGAGAUCUGUUUUAAUGGAAAUACUUCAGCAAUCAGGGGAAAAUAAGACUCUUGUUUUUGUGGAACGAAAAAGAAACGCAGAUUUCCUCGCGAACUGGCUAUCCCAAAAUGAACUUCCAGCGACCAGUAUCAGUGGUGACCGCACGCAACAAGAACGUGAAAUGGCUUUGGACGAUUUCCGUAAUGGUCGUGCUCCUAUUCUCAUUGCGACAUCGGUUGCAGCACGAGGCCUUGAUAUACCGGAUGUAAAGCAAGUGAUAAACUAUGAUUUGCCUCAGCAAAUCGAAGAGUACGUUCAUCGUAUUGGUAGAACUGGGCGAAUCGGAAAUCAAGGAAAAGCAAUGGCGUUCUUUGAGCGCGGGAAAGAUGAUAAGUUAGCGAGAAGCCUGGUAAAAGUUUUGUCUGAUGCUUUGCAAGAGGUGCCAAAUUGGAUUGAAGAGGUCGCCGAGCGAGCAUUGGGGACUAACUACGGUCCUGCCGGAGGAAAAUUUGCCUCUCGAGAUACAAGACGGUUAGAUCGUGCAAACGGUGGCUUUAAUAGUUCAAGAAAUUCAUAUUCCCCUGCUCAGAAAAGCAGUUCCGUUCCUGGCGGAAAUGCGUCAUCUUCUCUGCAGAACGGGGAUGAUGAGGACGCGUGGGAUUAAUACUUGCUAGGUAUGGAAUUUGCUGUAAGACUUGCCUACGAUAUAGUAUUACUUUACGACACAAUACUAAAGUUGUUUUGUUUGUGUUUCAAAAUAUUUUUCGCACUUCGAUUUUGAAUUUUAUUAAUGACUUUGACGUUCCUCAGAAAACGUUCCUCACGGCUUUACUAAUUCUUGUUCACAAAUAGAAAAUCUUUAUGAAUGUCUUGUGCUUAACAUGUGCUUCACAUGUGAUUAAUCCCAGGUUCAGUUGCACAUAGCGCAGAUAGUGGUUUGCUUUAACCUGUAAAUUUUUUCAUGGUUUGAAAACCGUUUUUGAUAGAGUCGCGAUUCAAACGGUCCAUUCAAAGAUGACAAAGUUUAAUUUUUUGUAGAUAAUGUAAGCACCUUUUUAUUUCCUUGAAAGAUGCUAUUGAAUAAACAGUACGAACGGA
Messenger RNA from Xenia sp. Carnegie-2017, 3914 nucleotides. Its product is annotated as probable ATP-dependent RNA helicase DDX46. Gene Ontology annotation, molecular function: RNA binding; RNA helicase activity; ATP binding. Gene Ontology annotation, cellular component: P granule; nucleus. The coding region runs from base 103 to 3480 and encodes 1125 amino acids. Gene Ontology annotation, biological process: gamete generation; cell differentiation. The record is from RefSeq and is a predicted model, not a curated record. NCBI's taxonomy places the organism in Eukaryota, Metazoa, Cnidaria, Anthozoa, Malacalcyonacea, Xeniidae. The transcript is spliced from 15 exons.